ACAAAAAAAAAAAAAAAGUAAGCUUCUCUUCAAACAAAUAAAAAUGGUUCUUCUUCAUCUCACUCCAAUUCCGUCAACUGUUUGUUGUCAAUUGAUAUCUUCUCCAUCAACUCCUCCCACUGCUUUUUCCAGGGUGCAUAAGAAGUCAGUUAACCUACAAACAAAACUUUUCACCAGCCUACACAUUCAAGGACCCAAUGUUCUUAAACAAAGAGGUGGAAUGGCUCUUAAGGCAUCAUCAGACAUAGAUGGUGCAGAGCCAGAGAGCACCAAACCUUUAGAAACCAAGGAUGAAAGUGUUCCUGUUGAAGAGCUCCCAUUGGAGUCGAAACUUCAACUGAAAUUGGACCAAAAGUUAAAAAUGAAGCUAGCGAAAAAGCUCAGACUAAGAAGGAAGAGGCUCGUCCGGAAGCGCCAGUUGAGGAAGAAGGGCCGAUGGCCACCUUCAAAGAUGAAAAAGAACAAAAAUGUAUAGCCUCUGAGGAAUGCGUUUUACAUUUCAAGAAUGUUGUUUAUCUUUUGGUCGCUGCAUUUAGCUUGUUGUAUUUUUAUUCUUCUGAGUUGAUGAAUUGUCUACUUAUACUGGUGACCGAUUCCCUGAAAGAUGGAAAUGUAGCUGUAUUUUGGUACUUGAUUGGAAAA
Erigeron canadensis is the source of this 642-nucleotide messenger RNA. Its product is annotated as 50S ribosomal protein 5, chloroplastic. The transcript has 2 exons. Bases 44 to 475 code for a protein of 143 amino acids. The record is from RefSeq and is a predicted model, not a curated record. Lineage: Eukaryota; Viridiplantae; Streptophyta; Magnoliopsida; Asterales; Asteraceae.